Molecule: messenger RNA, 1143 nt
Organism: Chiloscyllium plagiosum (whitespotted bambooshark)
Lineage: Eukaryota; Metazoa; Chordata; Chondrichthyes; Orectolobiformes; Hemiscylliidae
Source: RefSeq, a predicted model, not a curated record
GUCUUCGAGUAUAUUUUGCCACCGAGCGCGAUGAUCUGUCUGAUCUGCAAGAUUGGUGUGGAGCAGGUGGGACUUGAUCCUCGGCCCCCUGGCUCUGAGGCCUAUACCAGCGUUGCCAAAACUCCAUUGAUCCUUCGUGAAAACCUGAAGCUUGCUUCCCUGAUGAACACCGUCGUCUUCCACACGAAGCUGCUGGACCAUUUGCCCGUUCUGUUAGAGGAGACAGCUGACCUCACCAUCUUCUGUUUCUACCCGCGUUUGUUCGAGAAGAUGUUCUCUCAAAGCACCGAGGAGCCCUCACAGCUGCCGUACCUGAUCGCAUUCCCGAUGGUCUGCUGCCACUUCUCAAACUGCAUCCACGACAUGUGCCCUGAGGAGUACAACGUCCUCCAGAAACGAAGCCUGGGCCUGUGCAACAGCUUUCUGCAUGAAAUCGCCAAACAGGCCAGCGGCUGUAUGAUCCAACUGUGCUAUGAGCAACAUAACCUCAGCGAGAAGCUCCUGCCCAAGCACACCGCUCAGACCAUCAGCAAAGUCGUCAACAAGAAACGCAAGAAGCCCGUCAGCAAGAAAGCGGAGCCCAACAGAGAAAAGCCGGGAAUCGAGAGCCAGCGAAAGGACAGAGCCGUUGACACCAACAUGGAUAAACAUCACCUGACCCUCACUGAAUACUGCAUGGCCAUCAACUACGUGAGAGAGCUGGUCGUAUUUGAGCACACCGUAUUACCCACUGAAUACUUGACAAGCCAGUUAGAAGUCCGGCUCACCAGAGCUAUCAUGCGGCUGGCCAACUACAGCCAAGCGACUCAGGAGAUCGCCAAGCCGUCUGAGGUCCUAUCCGGUGUCAAGGCAUUCCUAGCGUUCAUCCAUUCUGUAGGCCAUUACGUUAACAUCGAUGUGAGCAAGAUUUGCAAGGAGGUCCUACUGCAGCAAUCCCAGGCCACAGACGCCAAUGGAGAGAUAACCCUGACCACUGCUUACACCAACUGGUACUUGGAAAGUCUUCUGCGACAGGCCAGCACUGGGAUCAUCAUUCACUCCCCCGCUGUCAGAGCUUUCGUGACCAUACCUGUGGAGAACAUGCAGAUAUUCAACGCUGAAGAGUAUUCGGAUGUGUCAGGUCUGUGAGUGGCUGGUUUUUCA